Messenger RNA from Chinchilla lanigera (long-tailed chinchilla), 1845 nucleotides. RefSeq names its product olfactory receptor 14I1. The transcript has a single exon. Gene Ontology annotation, molecular function: olfactory receptor activity; G protein-coupled receptor activity. The coding region runs from base 858 to 1772 and encodes 304 amino acids. The record is from RefSeq and is a predicted model, not a curated record. Gene Ontology annotation, biological process: G protein-coupled receptor signaling pathway. NCBI's taxonomy places the organism in Eukaryota, Metazoa, Chordata, Mammalia, Rodentia, Chinchillidae. Gene Ontology annotation, cellular component: membrane.
CAGUACUCUUAUUAUGCCUGGAGCAUUAGAAGGCGAUCUUUUCUCUCUUCAAAGUAGAGCCAGUCAUAUGUUUUAGAGUCGUAUUUAACUUUUGCUCCACCGCUUAAGUAAUAAGUACCCACUUUAACAUCGUCUGUCGCCAAAGGUGUUCAACAGCGAUUUAGAGAGUCCUGAGUCUGACUUUACUGAGAAUGUGUAGCCAGUUACAACUACAAACCUCAACACUCAAACAUCAACCAGACUCACAGAUGAGGGAAACUUGAUUUUAUACCAUAAAUUCUUAUUUAGUGUAUUUGCCUUGGACCUGAGAGUCUAUAUUUUUAAUAAGCACCCUAGAUUAUGUGAUGGAAAAAUUCUUUGUUUUGUUUGUGUUUGUUUUCUUGUCUUUGUUUUGUGGUAGUGGGGAUCAAGCCUAGGGCCUUCACGUGGGGCUACCUCCCCAAAUUUUUGUGCAUGUGAAGUCUUUAAGUUGCUCAAAGUUGUGGAACGUCUAUCUUACCUCCCAAACGUGCAAGGAUCACAGGUGUGCCCCGUAAUUCCAGCCCUAAUGAGAAAAGUCUUAAUCGUCACAUUAGAGAAGUGCUUCAUGGUAGAUGAAGAGAACUACUGAAAAUGUUUUGGAAAUGAGCAACUCAAUUUUUGUUUUGGGCAUAUCUCAGAAUUAUUUUCUCACUAAAAAUGUCACGGACCACCCACCGCCUCAUCUGCAAAAACAGUAUGGAAGAUACUAGGGGCUUUCAUUGAACAUAGAAUACUAUUUCUGCAACCUGUGUUGUAUUUCAUGACCUCACUUCAAAGUGUCUCACAUUUCCUCACAGUCAGAGCACAAACUUCCUUGCCACACGGGCAACCUCAGCAUGGUGGCAGAGUGCCAGCUCAUGGGCCUUUCCAACAUCCGGGAACUGCAGCUGCUGCACGCGGGGCUGUUUCUGCUGGUCUACGUGGCAGCGCUGGUGGGGAACGUGCUCAUCGUGGUGGCCAUCACUACUGAUCGGCGUCUGUAUUCGCCCAUGUACUUCUUCCUGAAGAACCUCUCCUUUCUGGACUUGUGCUACAUCUCCGUCACGGUGCCCAAGUCGAUCCACAGCUCCUUGGCCCGCAGCACCUCCAUCUCUUACCUUGGUUGCGUGGCUCAAGUCUACUUUUUCUUCGCUUUUGCCUCUGCUGAGCUGGCCUUCCUCACUGUCAUGUCUUAUGACCGCUACCUGGCCAUCUGCCAUCCCCUCGUGUACGGCACUGUGAUGACGCCAGUAAAAUGCCACCAGAUGGUAGCCAUCGCCUGGCUGAGCUGCUUUUCCUAUGCCUCGAUCCACACUGGCAACAUGUUCUGGGAGCAGAUUUUGCAAUCCAAUACCAUCCACCAGUUCUUCUGUGACAUCCCUCACGUGCUGGCCCUGGUUUCCUGUGAGGUUUUCUUCAUGGAAUUCGUGGCCCUGGCUUUGAGCUCAGGCUUGGUACUGGGGUGCUUUGUUCUCAUGGUCAUCUCCUACUUCCACAUCUUCUCAGCCGUGCUCAGGCUGCCGUCGGUGGAGAGUCGAGCCAAAGCCUUGUCCACCUGCUCCCCGCAGCUCGCCGUCAUCCUGCUCUUCCUCACCUCUGGGCUCUUUGCUGCCUUGGGACCAACCGCAGAAACUUCCUCCACACAAGACCUGGUCGUUGCUCUGGCUUACACAGUUUUGCCUCCCUGCCUAAAUCCCAUCAUCUACAGCCUUAGAAAUAAGGAGAUCAAAACCGCUGUUUGGAGGCUGGCGGGGAGGAUGCUGGCUCUGUGAAAGUGGAAUUCUCCUCUUGGUGGCGGAAGAUUGCAACAAAGACCGAAAGACAAUGAUCCCGUAUGACAAAAGA